Molecule: messenger RNA, 1212 nt
Organism: Strongylus vulgaris
Lineage: Eukaryota; Metazoa; Nematoda; Chromadorea; Rhabditida; Strongylidae
Source: the annotation of a GenBank genome assembly
AUGGAUCCUUUGACAUUUUCAACAACUACGAGUCACCAACAAGUACCGCAACCACCUGUUCCAUCAUUGCAAGCACCUGAAGCGAAGUCGGAGGGCAAAAUCUCUAAGGAAGAAACUGUGGAUGAUUCUGAUGACUCCAGAGAUGAAGUUAUUGACUUGAUUCCACCAGACAGUAAAAUGGGUAAACUCUGGAAGCGUGUUGAACUUUUACCUGUAAAUGGGCACGUGCGGAAGAAGAUGGUUCCGUCUUCGAUUAGAUUCAGCCCUGCGGCAGAUGUUAGGAUACUUUGUGCUACUCUGACUACUCGCAGAGCACCCUUGCACAUGCCGCCUGACUAUCAAAAACUUGUACGACUCAUGGAGAAACGAGUGCCCAAACAUGUGGAUACUUUGUUUUCCACACAGUUUUCGACGUCAAUACCCACCACAGUUCCAUCUCAAAUGCCGCCAGUAGCUGUGACAUCAUUCCCGAACCCGAAUAACUAUAAGCCCACGUUUGGUCCAAUAUCGGGUGGGAUGACUCCAAACCCACCGCUGCAGAUGCCUACGAUGCAACCACCACAGCCUCACCAUAUUCAGCAGUUUCCAGCUUCUCAGAUCCGCACUCCACCGAUGAUGGGUGGUCGCAUGGGAACUCCUGUAGGCCCAGGGCCUGGAACUAUGGGACCACCAUAUGCGCCUACCUCUGGACCUUAUGGGCAGAUGAUGGCGCCUCCAAACUCUGUCCAACAACUGAACAAUUUCGUACAUGGACCUAUGUUCAAUGCGGCCAAUGGGCAAAUGAAUCAGCAUCAUCCUAUGGGUGGGAUGGGUCCAAUGGGACAACCGAUGGGCCAGCCCAUGUAUCCUGGACAGAUGCCCAUGAUGCAGCCAUGUACAACCGCUGGAUAUGGUGCGCCACCUAUGAUGGGUGGAUACGGGCCGUCAGGACCGAAUAUGAUGGGUCCACCGCAUCCAAAUGCUCCGCCUGCAUAUCCUGGUGCUCCUGGGCCACCACCUGCUUAUGGAACAUUGAAUCAGAUGCAGCCCAUACAGCCGCCUCACAUGCGUCAAAUGCCCAUGAAUCCUAUGCAACAGAUGAUGUCCUCUCAAUCGCCACUGCCAAUGAUGAACACCUACGGCGCCAAUCCCCCCGGGUCUAAUACUAAUGGAAUGCAUAUGGCGACCCAGCCAUCACGAGAAGUCAUUGUUCCUUAUGCAGAAGGCUCAAGU